Messenger RNA from Strongylus vulgaris, 554 nucleotides. The record is from the annotation of a GenBank genome assembly. Lineage: Eukaryota; Metazoa; Nematoda; Chromadorea; Rhabditida; Strongylidae.
AUGACAGACAAAUGUCGUGAAAUCCCAUGGGCUACUGCUGUGUUGAACAGCUACGGUGGAAACCUGCACUAUUUCGUCUAUUACGUACCAAUGGAGCAGGGAAAUAGUGUACCAGUUGCUGAUUUGGUUAUUGAGGUAGACACAUUUUCUAAAAUUUUUAAUUCCACAGAAGAAAUUGUUUUUCCGAGGACUUCUGUUAGAGAAGGCUCUGGUUGGUAUAAUUCUGUGACAAGAACACCAGCGGACAAAGCCGACAUGCUUAGAGCUUUAGCUGGUGUGGAUCGUUUUCUAGUAAGAGCUAUGUAUCAGCAACAGCAAUUACAAAGCAGCAUUUUCGGCCUUACCCUCGACACAGCAGUUCCUCCACCUGAAGGAAGUCCUAUUGAGAAUGAUGAAGAUGUGCUGCAUCCUGCACUUCCGGAUACUCGAAUGCGAGGAGUAGAAGUAUGCGAAUGCCCAGAGAAUUUUGCUGGUAACAGUUGUGAGGUAUGCUUUAAACCAUUUAACUAUAAUUUAAAGCCAAAUUUGACUAGAAUUAUGACUAAAUGCUAAAA